Pelobates cultripes (western spadefoot toad) is the source of this 717-nucleotide messenger RNA. The record is from the annotation of a GenBank genome assembly. NCBI's taxonomy places the organism in Eukaryota, Metazoa, Chordata, Amphibia, Anura, Pelobatidae.
AUGUGGCGCAAUAAGAAGCAGGCGGAUCCCCCCGGCACCCCCAGACCAUCGGGGUCCGGAACGGAACACUCCAUCCGCUCAUACCUCACCACACCACAGGAUCUCGGGUCACAGCCAGACACGGAAGCCCCAGACCCGACCGCGGACUCGCCCUCGGCAACUCCCACUCAAUUCUCCCCGACACCAUCAGACCCACCCGAAACCCAGGGGACACUGGAGGUAGAACUCAGGGCCAUACUACCCACCCUUCUGACGAAGGCAGACCUCGAGGCGCUGUCGGACCACCUCAGCUGGGUGAUCCGCAACGAGCUGACCCAAGUGAAGGCGGAUAUCACCAACAUGGACGCCAGGCUGACAGCAACGGAAGCGGACACCCGGGCCCUCCGCACGGAAACUGACGCUGCGGUCUCCACGAUCACAGGCUGUGAAACGAGCCUGGCCCAUAUCACUACAUGGGUCCAUGACCUAGACAACAGGAGCCGCAGAAUGAACAUCAGGGUGCGGGGGGUGAGAGAGAUGGGCCCCAAGGAGAACAUCCCAAAGAUCCUCCGCACAGUUUUCAGCCGCGCCCUGGGGGGACAACAACCCAGAAUAGGCCUCGUACGAGCCCACCACGCACUCCGUGCACCUCCAGCGCUGUGGGAUCAGCCGCGUGACAUCAUCUGCUGCCUGGAUAACUUUACCCUCAAGGAAGACAUUCUCCGCAACGCCCGCUGA